Messenger RNA from Scheffersomyces coipomensis, 6871 nucleotides. It is a transcript of the gene POL2, whose product is annotated as DNA polymerase epsilon catalytic subunit. Bases 227 to 6838 code for a protein of 2203 amino acids. The record is from RefSeq and is a predicted model, not a curated record. Gene Ontology annotation, molecular function: DNA binding; DNA-directed DNA polymerase activity; nucleotide binding. The transcript has a single exon. NCBI's taxonomy places the organism in Eukaryota, Fungi, Ascomycota, Pichiomycetes, Serinales, Debaryomycetaceae. Gene Ontology annotation, cellular component: nucleus; epsilon DNA polymerase complex. Gene Ontology annotation, biological process: DNA replication; mitotic cell cycle; nucleotide-excision repair, DNA gap filling.
CGUGAUCCGUCAAAUCUUACACAAAAACUCCCUAAAAAUAAAAGAAAAAAAUUUAGACGCGUUUUGAUGGAUUUUGUAAAUACACACCAAAAAGAUUCAUUUGCCAUAUAAUCUCUAGUUUGGCAACAUCCAUCUUGAAAACGACCAAACACAACUUUAGCAUUUCAAAUAGCAUAUCAUCUAACAUCAUCAUAUAUAUAUAUAUAUAUAUAGGGACUAUUCAUAAAUGUCAAGUCGUCCCAGAUUCAAAGGAUCUACAUCCGCUAGAUUCGUUAAGAAUAAAGUAAAUACAGAAUUCAAACCUAGAAAUCAUGAUAGACAAAACAUACCAAUUGAUCCUAGGAUAGCCAAUAAUCCCAUGCUUAAUGAUUCGAUUCAGAAGAAGGAAUUGGUGAGUAAGAUCGAUGAAUUGGAUGCCUUAAUGGGAUUCGCCAGGAUCGAAAAUGGUGAACAUGAUGGAUUGAAACCAAAGAAAGGGUGGUUAAUAAAUAUGCAUUCUACCACUAUACCUUCAGAGGACUAUUUAACUGGUUAUUCAGGAGUGGAUUAUUAUUUCUUAGAUGAGGAAGGUGGUUCAUUCAAAGUCACUUUACAAUUCGAUCCUUACUUCUUUCUUGAUGUGAUACCUGGUAAUGAAGCAGAAGUUGAAGAAUGGUUAAGAAAAUUCUUAGAAUCAACCAGUAUAAAAUCUAUAAAUCGAGAAUUAAAAGAAGAUUUAGCUUUACCAAAUCAUUUAGUUGGUCUUCAAAAAAAUUUAAUCAAAUUAACCUUUCAUAAUGUUCAAGAUCUUUUAACUGCUAGAAGAUUAAUAGCACCUAUAAUUAAAGAUAAUCAAACCAAAAGAGAAUCAAGAGAUGUUUAUGCAGUGGUUCAUACCACCACCAAUGAAGCUGCUAGCCCUUCUACUUAUAUUGAUGAUAUGAAGGAAUAUGAUGUUCCAUAUCAUGUUCGUGUAUCAAUUGAUAAAAAUAUCAGAGUUGGUAAAUGGUAUGAUGUAUAUGUCAAACAUCAAGAAGUAUCACUUGUGGAAGAUAAAGAAAUGAUUGCUUUCGCUGAUCCCGUGAUAUUGGCAUAUGAUAUAGAAACUACUAAGGCUCCAUUAAAGUUCCCUGAUGCUAAAAUUGAUCAAAUCAUGAUGAUAUCGUAUAUGAUAGAUGGUGAAGGGUUUUUAAUUACCAAUCGUGAAAUCAUUUCUGAAGAUAUUAAUGAUUUCGAAUAUACUCCUAAACCAGAAUACCCUGGUUUAUUCACCAUUUUCAAUGAGCCAGAUGAAAAACAUGUAUUAAUGAGGUUCUUCGAACAUAUAAGAGAUGCAAAACCAACCGUUAUAGCGACUUUUAAUGGUGAUUUUUUCGAUUGGCCAUUUGUAGAAACAAGAACUACUUUCCAUGAUAUGGAUAUGUUUGAUGAAAUUGGAUUUGCUAAGGAUAAUGAUGGUGAAUAUAAAUCCAAAUACUGUGUUCAUAUGGAUUGUUAUAGAUGGGUUAAAAGAGAUUCUUAUUUACCUCAAGGUUCUCAAGGUUUAAAAGCGGUUACGACUGUUAAAUUAGGGUACAAUCCAACUGAAUUAGAUCCUGAAUUAAUGACUCCUUAUGCAUAUGAAAAACCUCAAUUAUUAUCUGAAUAUUCGGUGUCGGAUGCAGUAGCAACUUAUUACCUAUAUUAUAAGUAUGUUCAUCCAUUUAUUUUCUCAUUAUGUACUAUUAUUCCAUUAAAUCCAGAUGAAGUGUUACGUAAAGGUACAGGUACCUUAUGUGAAAUGUUAUUACUGGUUCAAGCAUAUGAAAAUAAUAUUUUAUUACCCAAUAAACAUAGUGAACCAAUUGAAAGAUUUUACGAUGGUCAUUUAUUAGAAUCGGAGACUUAUGUCGGGGGACAUGUUGAAUCAUUAGAAGCAGGUGUUUUCAGAAGUGAUUUAGAAAAUGAUUUCAAAGUGGAUCCUACUGCAAUUGAUGAAUUAUUAAAUGAUUUACAUAAUUCAAUUAAAUUUUGUAUCGAAGUUGAAAAUAAUAAAAAAUUCGAAGAUGUGGAAAACUUUGAUGAAAUUUAUAAUCAAGUACGGGAUCAAUUACUUGAAUUAAAAGCUAAUCCAGUACGGAAAGAAGUUCCAUUGAUUUAUCAUGUCGAUGUGGCGUCAAUGUAUCCUAAUAUCAUGACAUCCAAUAGAUUACAACCCGAUUCCAUGAAAACAGAAGAAGAUUGUGCUGCUUGUGAUUUCAAUAGACCAGGUAAGAAUUGUGAUAGAAGACUUCCAUGGUCUUGGAGAGGGGAAUUUUAUCCUGCUGAAAUGAAUGAAUAUAAUAUGUUAAAAAGAACUUUACAAAAUGAAACUUUCCCUGCCGCAAAACCAUGGUUACCCCUUCGAACAUUUGAUGAAUUAUCGUAUACCGAACAAGCUUCAUUAAUUAAAAAGAGAAUCAGUGAUUAUUCCAGAAAAGUCUAUCACAGAGUCAAACAAACUGAAGUUGUCACUCGUGAAUCCAUCAUUUGUCAAAGAGAAAAUCCAUUCUAUGUCGAUACAGUCAGAUCAUUCAGAGAUCGUCGUUAUGAAUUCAAAGGGUUAGCCAAAGUUUGGAAAGGGAAAAUAUCCAAAUUAGAUAAACAUGAUACCAUCAAAAGAGACGAAGCUAAGAAAAUGGUAGUUUUAUAUGAUUCCUUACAAUUGGCCCAUAAAGUUAUUCUUAAUUCUUUUUAUGGUUAUGUGAUGAGAAAAGGUUCUCGUUGGUAUUCGAUGGAAAUGGCCGGUAUUACCUGUCUUACUGGGGCCACUAUCAUUCAAAUGGCUCGUGCAUUGGUGGAGCGUAUAGGUAGACCAUUGGAAUUGGAUACUGAUGGUAUUUGGUGUAUUUUACCAAAAUCAUUUCCUGAAAAUUUCACUUUAAAAUGUAAAGAUGGUAAAAAAAUCUUAUUAGAAUAUCCUUGUUCUAUGUUGAAUUAUUUAGUUCAUGAAAGAUUUACCAAUGAUCAAUACCAAGAUUUAGUUGAUCCAGAUAAUUUCAAAUAUAAAACAAGAUCAGAUAAUUCUAUUUUCUUCGAAGUUGAUGGUCCAUAUAAAGCGAUGAUUCUUCCUACUUCCAAAGAAGAAGGUAAAGGUUUAAAGAAAAGAUAUGCUGUUUUCAAUGAUGAUGGUUCGUUAGCAGAAUUAAAAGGUUUCGAAUUGAAGAGAAGAGGGGAAUUACAAUUAAUUAAGAAUUUCCAAUCUGAUAUUUUCAAAUUAUUCUUGGAUGGUGAUACGUUGGAAGGUUGUUAUCAAGCUGUGGCAACAGUCGCUAACAAUUGGUUAGAUGUAUUAGAUACGAAAGGUGGUAUGUUAGAAGAUGAAGAUUUGAUUGAACUUAUUUGUGAAAAUAGAAGUAUGUCUAAGAGUUUAGCUGAAUAUGGCACACAAAAAUCUACUUCAAUUACUACUGCCAGAAGAUUAGGGGAAUUUUUGGGUGAAGAAAUGGUUAGAGAUGCUGGUUUAGCCACUAAAUAUAUUAUUAGUGCAAAACCGAUUGGAGCUUCAAUUACAGAAAGAGCUGUACCAGUGUCAAUCUUCUCAUCUGAAAAGAAGGAAUUUUUCCUUAGAAAAUGGCUUAAAGAUCCAACUUUAGUAGGAUCAAUUGGUCCAAGAGAAAUCAUUGAUUGGGAUUAUUAUAGAGAACGUUUAGCAUCGGUAGUUCAAAAGAUUAUUUCCAUUCCAGCUGCAUUACAAAAUGUUAAAAAUCCCGUACCAAGAGUUCCUCAUCCGGAAUGGUUGCAAAGAAAAAUCAGUGUCAGAGAUGAUUCAAAACAACAAUCAUCACUUUCUACAUUCUUCUCUAAGUCAACUAAGAAAGACGCCUUGGAAAAACAAGUUAAGGAUAUGGAAGAUUUUGGUGAAAUAGAUGCUCCAAGACCAAAAGUUGUCAAAGUCACAUCCAAGAAGAGAAGAAACGCCAAAGCUAAUAUGGUGUUAGACUCUGAAGAAGAAGAAAGAAUAAACGCUGUCUUAAAUGGUCCUUGUCCAAGUAUGACUGAAGAUUAUGAAGGUUUCUUACACUAUCAAAAAGCCAAAUGGACCCUUCAACAACUUAAUAGAGAUAGAAGAAAGAGAAUAUUUGGUAGUAAUUCUGAAACAUCACAUAGAUCAACAGUUGGAGGUAUUUUAAGAAAACAAGCCGAAAACGUGGCAGGAUCCAAUUGGGAAAUUUUACAAUAUAAAUUAGACGUCGCCACUCCUGGUGAUGUUAAGGUUUACGUUCUGGCUGGUACUAAAGUUCAUUCAUUUACAUUUCAUGUUCCUAAAAAAGUUUUCGCAUCUUUUAAAACAGAUAUUUCUAACCGGAAAAAUAUUCCUGGCUGCGAAAUUGAAAAAUCUAAUGCUGCCUUACCUAAUGGUCAUGAUGGUUCUCAUUUAUAUAAGUUAACUAUGCCCGAGACUACUUUCCAUGAAGCUCAUACUAAUGUUGAUAGUUUGUUACAAGAUUCCAAUAUUUUGGGGUUAUAUGAAACUCAAAUUGGUGCAGUUGAAAGAGCUAUUAUCGACUUAGGUAAUGUGGUUAAAUUCGAUGAUACAAGAGUAGGUUCUUUAGGAAAAGGUUUGAAGAGUGGUUUUAAUUUGAAGGAGUUGAAUAGAAUAGGAGGCACUGAUUACUUGAAAAAUUUCAAUAUGGAUAUUGUUUACUUGUUACAUAUUGUUACUAACAGUUAUGAAUUCUUUACUUUAUUUAAAUCGUGGGAGAAUACAACAACUGUAUUUGUGUUAAAACCAUCCGCCAAUGCUCAAGAACUUCCUGGAAACAUGGAUAGAAUCUAUCGUGAAAUUUAUGAAGCAAAGAAAGAUAAAUUAGGUAAGUUAUACAAUAUCAUUGAAUAUCCAGAUUCCAUGACUUUUGAAACUCACUAUUAUCACGACAACUCAAAAUUAUUCAAGAAGUUGAAUCAAACCAUAAGUAAAAUCCAAGAAAGUAGAAGUAAUAAAUCAUUAUUUGCCCUUCAAUCUCCAUACCCUGCAAGGGUUCUCAAUAUUCUUACUGCAGCAUCUGAAUUCCCUACUAUUAAGAUGAAUAUCAGUGAACUUUCUUUACCAGCUGUUGGUUGGCAACAAUUAAUUUCAAGAAGAUCAAUCAAUCAUUACUUUGUGUUAGCUAGUUGGAUCAAGAAUUUAAUAGCAUUAUCUCGUUAUGGUAAUGUUCCAUUAUGUAAUAUACAAAUUGACAAUCUCGGUUAUUUGAUAGAUAUUGAAUAUGCUAGAAGAUUAACCCAAAACAAUAUCGUUUUGUGGUGGACAGGAAAUCCAUUACCUGAUCAUGGUGGAUUUGAGAUGGAUAAAGCUAUUGAUUAUGAGAAUAUUGAAUUCCCAACUGUUAAUAAUCCAGAAAUUUAUGAAACAGCAUGUUUGGAAAUGAAUGUAAGUAAUUUAACUAUCAAUUCAAUUCUUACUAGUACAUUAAUCAAUGAUGCCGAAGGUACAGAUUUAGCUGAUGAUAAUGUUGCAUUUGAUAAGAAUAAUGGUACUUCAACUAUAGCUGAAGAUUCAUUCUCACCAUCUGCAUUAUCAGUAUUAAGAAAUAUGGUAAAGGAUUGGUGGGAUGAUGCAUUGAGAAAUAACGUCAAUGCUGAUUCCAUGAUGAAUAAUUUGGUGACUUGGGUGCAAAGGAAGGAAUCACACCUUUAUGAUUAUGCCUUACAUUAUCAUGUUCAUAAUUUAUCAACCAAAGUUCUUUUACAAUUGAUUGGUGAAUUCAAAAGAAUGAAUGCUCAAGUGGUAUUUGCCAAUAGAAAUAAGUUGAUUGUCCAAACUAGUAAAGUUUCAGUUGAAAACUCAUACGCUUUUGGUCAAUAUAUAGUUAAAGCAGCUAGAUCCAAACCAUUAUUUAAUUUCUUAGAACUAAAGAUUGAAAAGUAUUGGGAUUUAUUAAUUUGGAUGGAUGAAUAUAAUUUCGGGGGUAGAUGUUGUACACAUAUUACCAAUGAUGAAAUUCAAGAUUUAGUACCUGAAAAUCAAUGGCAUAUAAAGAAAUUCUUACCUGUUAUUUUUAGAGAAGAAUUUGAGGAUUGGCUUGUUAUUUUCUUAGAUGCAUUAUCUAAAUUUAAGAGUGAUACAUUAACUGGUGAUACUCAAGCUGGAACUCCAAGAGUAACUCAAAUUGUUCAUAUACUUAAAGGACAAAAGAAAUUAGAAUCAAAAGAAGCAGAAGAAGAUAUCUUUAAUGGUGUAAUUGAAAUCUUUAGAAAACACUUACAGAAGAGAAUCGAGAAAUUGUAUCGUAAACAAAUUGAUUCCAUUAUCAAUCCUGAGUUUGAAAAGGAAUAUGAAUUCCCCAAGCUCCCGGGUUCUCAUUUACUGAUGAAAAACCCCGCAUUAGAAUUAACUAAAUUCUUAUGUGCUGUAUUAGGAUUAUCCAGUAAAAGAAAUAUUGAAGUACGGUUAUUAAGAAAGGAACUUUUAUCAAUUUUCGAUGUAAAGGAGUUCAGUAAUGAAGCUACAUUCAAAAACCCAAGUACUUCCUUAAAGAUCAAUCAUGUUAUUUGUGAUUAUUGUAAUUACAUUAGAGAUAUUGACAUCUGUUGUGAAUCAGAGUCUUCAUUAUGGAGUUGUACCAAUUGUCAUAAAGCAUAUAAUAAAAUGGUUAUAGAAGAAGAAUUAAUUGCUCAAUACCAUAGAACACUCACUAAAUUUUUUCAACAAGAUUUAAAAUGUUCGAAAUGUCAUCAAAUCAAAGCUACUAAUAUGAGUUUAUUCUGUAAAUGUUCAGGUAAAUGGGAAGAGGAUAUAGGUCAUAUUGAAGUAGAAAAGAAACUUCAUGUUUUUGAUAAUGUCGCGAAAGCCUACAAUCUCCAACUCUUAAAGGGUAUUAAGGAUGAAUUUGCAUAGUAUUUAUAAAUGUAUAUAUACGAAAACCAAUAA